Molecule: messenger RNA, 765 nt
Organism: Punica granatum (pomegranate)
Lineage: Eukaryota; Viridiplantae; Streptophyta; Magnoliopsida; Myrtales; Lythraceae
Source: RefSeq, a predicted model, not a curated record
AUGGCGCCAGACCUGGAAGAGAUUAGCCUCUGCGAUUGCCCAAGGCUGAGUGUCUUGAUUGAAGAAGUGGGCAACAAACACCUGACAAAGAUUAAAGGACAGGCAUCACUUGCAUUUAGCAGUACAUCAUGUUGUGGGGCUAAACAAAGCAGGACUUCGGAAGGGAAAUCUGUAGAAGGUGAAACUAGACAAAGCUGGAACUUGGAAGGGAAGUCUGUGGAAGGCAGCCGCUUCACCAGCUAUGGUGGGACUUGGGUUGCCAUCAAAAGGUUGUACUCUGGAGCCGUGCUAGGAACUGAAGAGUGGAAGUCAGAGGUCACCUAUAUUGGCGGCUUAUCUCAUCCUAACAUUGUCGACCUGUUGGGAUAUCGUUCAGAGGGGAGAGAGCGCAUCCUUGUUUAUAAGUUCAAGGAAAACCUGGAACAGCUUUCCACGACUUUCAUGGGACUUACGGCUGAAGAUUGCAGUAGGAGCAGCCAGAGGCCUGGCUUUCCUACAUCAGUUGGAAAUACCAGUUAUCUACAGGGUCUUCAAGGCCUCAAAGAUACUGUUGGAUGGUGCUUCCGCAUGGCUAAUCUUGCGGUCGAUGAAUCACAUUUGACAACCGGGGUUAGUGAAACCUAUGACCAUGCUGCCCCUGAGUAUGUUGCAACUGGUAAUUUCCUGACAGUAUCUUGCACUAGUGCUCCCAAGCUUCGUCCUCACUGCUUCAGGCAAUAUGCUUUUAAUAAUUCAUGUUCUGCAUUUAACAGGGCAGCUAACUAG